Messenger RNA from Diceros bicornis minor, 531 nucleotides. RefSeq names its product putative G antigen family E member 3. Lineage: Eukaryota; Metazoa; Chordata; Mammalia; Perissodactyla; Rhinocerotidae. The transcript has 4 exons. The record is from RefSeq and is a predicted model, not a curated record.
AUGAGUGCACAUGUAAGAACAAGAUCCAAGUCUACAGGAAGGAGAGCUCAUCGAGAGUCUUCCCAGCCAGUUGGACCUGUGGUUGCUCAGCAGCCCAGUGAUGAACAACCUCAACUAGAGGAACCACCAACUGAGAAUCAGGAUAUUAUACCUACUUAGGACAUUGAUGAUGAAGGAGCACCUGCAGUUCAAGGGCCUGAUGUGGAAGCUGAUCAACAAGAACUGACUCUGCUGAAGACUGUGGAUGAGCCUGGAGAUGGUCUUGCUGUCAAGGAAGAGAUUCUGCCAAGUCUAGAGCCUAUUAAAAUGCCAGAAACAGGUUUGUUAUCCAUUAAGAUGCAAAUUAUUGAAUUAUUAAUUUCCACACUGAGGACCACAACAGGGCGAGCGAUUGCCUCCCGGGUAUGGGGGCGGAGUCAGAAACCGUACUGGGCGGUGAUUGGUCACGGCAAGAUCGCCGGAUUAAGCACUUCCGGGACGCAGAGUGGCACCGGAUGGACCCUCGUUGUUCCUGCCUCCCUCUUCGGCUAG